This is a messenger RNA of Siniperca chuatsi (mandarin fish), 10207 nucleotides long. RefSeq lists its product as uncharacterized. The record is from RefSeq and is a predicted model, not a curated record. Lineage: Eukaryota; Metazoa; Chordata; Actinopteri; Centrarchiformes; Sinipercidae. The transcript has 5 exons. The coding region runs from base 1000 to 6066 and encodes 1688 amino acids.
UGUGUUGGUUGGCAGAGAGUGCUUGUCAAAAAAACCUUCCUCUGACAGAAGGCAUGAUUCACAGCAGAGAGAGAGGGAGACAAGCAACAGAAAAAGAGAAAAACGGCAGAGAUAAAGAGAGAGAGAGAGAGAGAGAGAGAGAGAGAGAGAGAGAGAGAGAGAGAGAAACGACAGGGGCAGAGAUGCCGGUAAGAAAAACAAAUGAAGAUGCUGAUUUGAGGCAGAAUGACAAGACAUUACAAGGAUGGGACUGAGAACGACGGACUGGAUUGACUGAUGCCUUUUAACUGUGACCAUGUUGAUAAGAGACAGACAACGGUAAUUGACAAACACAGCCAGAAUGUGAGGAGAAGCUUUAACUGGAUUCAAACCAUCCACUGUGCUCGGUCUUUCUGUCACUCUGUGUCUGACUGACUAACGCUCCAUUGGAUAAAGACUUAAUUGGCUCUGAACAGACAGCCAGAACAAUAAACAACCAGAACAAAUUCAAAUGCAGUCAUGCUGGGAAGAUAGUGGGAGAGAAGAUGAGCCAAGAACAGUAACCCUGUGGACAUAAAAAGUGGACAUAUUUUGUUUUGUAUUUUCAUGUUUUUCUUCAAACUUGGUUGGAAUAUUUCUUGAAGUAGGAGUGCAUCUCCAAAUUUCAUCUGGACAUGUUAUUUACUUUGUUUUUAUGUCAUGGAGCUUUUGACAAGUGGAUUUUUUUUCAGCAAUGCCAUACUUUGAUCAAAAGAUUGUCCUGACUUCUCAUUAAAACAGAAGGAAUAUGCUUCAGUACCAGAAAAGAAAAAGCAAACAUUUUGAAUUUGAUAUUUAUCCAGUUCUUUUAUUUUGCCAUGGCCCUCUCGAAGCCAGCUGCCAUGCAUCUUGCACAUUCUGAAAUUUAUUUUGCAAGCAAAAUUUUUCAGAAUUAGUAAAAUUAACAAAUUCACAAUUCACUCUUCAAACUUCAGACGUGCCUCCCACCAACCCCUCCCACCGUCAGCCAUCCGACCAAUCAUGGGCAAGCCUCUUAGCCGUCCUGGGUGUUUCAGGAAGAGCUCCUGCUGCCUGGAGAAACAUGGAGCUGGGGAUGGGGGAGUGGGAGGGCGAGCUAGGGCAGUGGAAGGGGGAUACGGAGAUGGCUACAUACCCCAACGGUCCAUCUAUGAUACCAUGUGCAUCAAUCAACAGAUUGACAGCCAUGACCAUCACCCUGGAGGGUCCAUAAGGCAAGACUGUGGAGGUGAGGGGAGUUUUAGUUACUCUGCAAGUGGCUCCCUGAGGGUUAGCAGGUCUCCAGCUGACAUGUUUGAUCCACAGCCCCGCUCUUUAACUCCCAACCCCUCAUUUGUACGGCGACUAGACGAACGAGCCAUCUAUGAUUCAUUGAAGCUUGGGGGUCAGGAUGCUGAUGGUAGCAGCUGCCAUUCACCAGGACGUUUCACCCGAUCAGUUUCUCCCUCUGUGUCCUCGUUCUCAGCGCCGGGAGUGUCCUCCUCCUCAUCCAAAAAGCACCACCAUCACCACCACCAUCACCAUGGAGACAGCACAAAGAGUAGAGAUGGCCGACAUUCCUGGAAGGUCUUGACACCUCCAAAACACCUGGAGUGUCUGGAGCUUACUACAACUGAAAUGAUGGACACAGGAGGGGGGUAUCUGAACCCAGGGCACUACCCUCCCCAUGGGGGCCAGUCCUCAUCUCUUACCUCCCCCCUCAUUUCCCCCUUCUCUGGCUCACCUCUCUCUUCGGGUUACCAUACACCGGUCUUUUUCUCCCCUGCCAAACCUCGCCCCAGUCAGACUCAGAGUUUGCGCUGUUCCCCUCCCCAGGUUAUCCAGCCACGGCAUUACUCCCAAACCCAGAGCCUCAGGCUGUCACCACCCCAUGAGCUUAGACGAUCCCCCUACCGUGCCCCGCUGGUCCAACUGUCUGCUCACGACCUUGAGCAGGACCUGAGGGAUCGAGGAGGAGGAUGGGGCCGGAAUGAGCGAGAAAGGGAGUGGGAGAGGGAGAGAGAAAGGGAGAUGGAGAGAGGGUGGGCCCAGCGAGAGUGGGAAAGAGAGAGGGAGAGGGGGAGGCUGGAGAGGGAGAGGGCGAGGGAGAGGGAGAGGAGGGAAACAUCAACUUUUGGGACCUUUGGGUAUGGUCGACCAGUUCCUCUGCGUUCAAACAGAGACUCUGUGUUUUUAGAGCCCGAACAGGUUCUAGACACAACACCCCUGUUGCUCCCCCAGCCCUCACCUUCACCCUCCCCCAGUGCUGCCCCCAGAAUGGGCACCGGUGCUGUGGGUAGGAAUAGAGCUGGGUUAAAGGUUGGCCAUGAAAAUGUAGGUGGGGGUAUGGUUUCCAAGUUUGACAAUGGAAGUGUAGGUUUGGUGUUAGUUGACAGCAAAUCUGGGUGUGGGCCAAGGUUAGUAAGUGAAGUUGGAGCUGGAAACAUGUCACAGGUUGAAAUCAGGGCUGGAAUACAAGAACACCAUAAAGCUGAAAGUUGGAACAAAUAUGACAACGGAUCCAGGGCUAGCAUUAAAAAUGGGUCUGAAACAAGAAUGGGCUCUCAGGUGAAAACAAGACCAGGGGGAUGGGAUUUGGAAGGAAAAGUGCAAUCUGGGGUGGAGAUAGAAAAUAUGGCUCCAGCUGUAAACAAGGAGGGACACAAGGGAGGUACAAGAAGUGGAGAAAAAACUGGAAGGGGUGUGGCUAAACCAGAACCUAUUGCUGAGGAUAUACCUUCAACUGUGAAUAACAUUGAGAACAGGGUUGGGCCUGGAGAUAAAGUUGAGAUUGGAGCUGGAUCUGGUCCGGGAAUGAAGCCAGAGAUUGAGGCAGGGGUUGAGGCUAAAGCUAGUUCAAGGCAGGUGGAGAAUAUGACUGGAACAGAAGCUGGAGGUGUAGCUACAGUUAACAAUGAGGUUGGUUCAGCAGCAGUAGUAGAGUCCAGAGUAGAAGCUAAAGUUGAGACAGAAGUUAAGAUUGCUCCUACAUCUGAGCCUGAGGCAGUACUAGAAGCCGGGGUUAGUAAUGAGACAGGGACUAAGAGUAAUACUGAGACUGGUAGUGUCAGUGUAAUCCAGAACAGCAACAAGGCUACAGAUAAAGCUCAGAUAAAUGUUGUGGCUGUGGAUAAAACUAAUACUGCCCCUGCAGAUCAGGCAGAGAAAAAACCUUUGGACAUCGAUAAAAUUGAAUCUAGCCAUGUAGAGAAAGGUUCCAGAUCCCAGAAGUCCAAAUCAUCCAAGUCCAGCUCCAGGACUCGACCAGGCACAGCCACAGGGCUCCGACCAGGCGUGGUUAGCCCACGACUAAGCAGAGGGCUUGGAGACCUUGAGUCUACAGGCCCCGCUGAGGGCAUCGAGUCCACUUGGCCUCGCCGAAUCAUUGUCAGAAAGAGGACUGUUCGGCAGGGUGGGGCACUCCACAACCUCCCUAUUCUCCCCCCACUCCCCUCUGUCCUCUCAGCAUUGGAAAAGAGGCGCCCGCAUUCCCACCUCCACCCCCGUCCAGGCCACUUUUCAGACAACCCGCUAACAAAUGUAAUGAAUAUUACAAGUAUUGUGGGACGAUGCUCACUUAAAGAGCCCUCGAAUCCAGAACCAGGACAGGGGGCAAAUUUGGUGGGUAGGGCUUCCCUGAAGGAGCAGAACUUGGAGCAGUGGAGGGUCUGCAGAGAGCAGGAAGAACCCAGGACAUCCAGGAGCAAGGAGAAACAAGGACAGCAGAAUAAGGAGAAGACUGAAAGGGAUGAGAGGAAGGGGAAAGAAGAGAAGAGAGACAAGGAGAGGAGAGAAGAGAAAGACAAAAGGGAGGAGAAAGUGGUUAAGGAGAAAGAAAGGGCUACUGUUAGUGAGGGACUGGUGGAGGAAACCAAACAAGAAAAGUCAGAGAGAAGGGUUGAAUGGAAAGAGGAUGGAAACAAAAAGGAAGAUGUUGAAAAGGAAAAAGAUGUAGCAAUAAAGUGUGAAAAGGUGAAGGAUAGAGGAAUAAAGAUUAAAGAUGGAAUACAAGAGUGGCAUGGACAAGAGUUGGAGGAGGUGGUGGCUAAAUUAAGGAAAGAAGAAGGUGAGGUGGAGGGAGGAGAAGGAGGGACAUUUGGAGAGGAAGGGGGAAUGGAGAGUUGGGACGCUGUCCUUGAGAUGGUCACCACAUUAUGGGAUGACGGCUGGGAGAAAGGGGGAGCGAGAGGAGGAGAUGAUACAGAUUCCUUCUCGGGUUCCCUUCAACACUGGCCUCUUCUCCGCCCCCCGAUUGGCUUUGGGGGCUCCCACCCCCCCUCCUCAGCAGCCUCGGAGCUCAGCCUGACAGAGUUAGAAAGGAGAGCCAGGGAGCUGGACUCUGACCUAGAGCACCUAGACCUUUCUCAGCCCCAUAGGGACACCCAGGAUUUAUACCAAACACUGCUGGAGCCACAGAGGGAACGAGCUGACAUGUAUCAAACACACCCUGGGCCGCAGAGAGAGAAAGCUGCUCUCUUGACCGGAGUGGGGAGCAGAUCCCAGGUCAGUUUGGAGCUCAGUGCUAUGGCCUCACCAGCUAUAGACACAGACAGACUUCCUGUUGACUGGUCAACCAAAUCUGCUGGAACUUCCACUAUUGGCACAAGCUCCACUAAGGAGGACAGCUCUCCAGACUCCAACGUUACGCUGGAGUCCGAUUCCAGUGGCGUCUUUCUCUCCUUAUCCAAUCAGAGCCAGGAGGAGGCUGGCUCUGACAGCGACCAGCCAAUCAGUGGCUCCGACCUAGGCAGCAGCAGCACGUCACUGGAGAAAGAUGGGGACGAUGCAGGGUUAAAGGAAUGGGGAAGGGAGGAGAGUGCAGAGCUACAGUGGUGCUACCCAUCACUCCUCAACACUUCCUUGCAUGAAGACAUAGAAGGAGAUGGUGAAAGAGAGGAAGCAGGGUAUGAAAAGAUGGGGGAAGAUGAAGAGAGAGGGAAAGAUGAGAAUGGAAGGAGAGUUGAUAAGAUAGGAAUGGUUUCAGUUCAUUCAAUUAAGACCCCACUCGACCAUACAGACGUUGAGGGCUCCACAACUCUAAAUGCCCCACAAAGUGAAGAAAUACCACAUAGGAAAAAAGUGACCCUUAUGGGAAGUCCCCCUCUUCCUCUGUCUCCCUCAAAACAACAAAUCAAACACCUUCUAGAUCCUAAUCAAAAAGCAAUCAGAAGCUCAGGACUGGACUGUGGUGACUUAGAUCCCUUUGUCCAAUCUGACAGCUUUGUUUACCUUGCCGUGUCUGCAAGACCUGCCUCCCGGGGUGAAGUCACCUCAUUGACAGAAGUUCCCACCCAUGAUACAAAACAAGACAGUGUACGGCAACAUUCAGAUAGCAUGAAAACACACUUGGACCAGUGGAAUACAGAACGGGAUGCCAAACCGACUCACCUUGCCCCACAAAAACCAGAGGAAGGAGACUUUCUGUGCACUGACAGUUUUGUCUAUUUGGCUGCUCCAGCCUGCCUCCUACUGGGCCCUGCAGGAACCGCACCCUACAGUGGCAGGGAGUCAGACUCAGAGAGUUCAGGAUCUGGCCCUGUUGAUCUGUCAGUACUUGGUUGUGGCUCAGUGGCAGGGGAUAGUGACUGGGACUCAGACCUGUCCGAUUCUGAUCCCAGUCGCUCCUCCAGAAUCUCUGCUGCUGGUAACAAAUCUUCCGGCGGGGCACGGCCCAAGCGACUGCCUGCUGAACCGGGCUGGGACUUGUUCGGAGAAACCACUGAACCUGAAGUGCUGAGUGAGCUCUUCACUGAACAAGACAGAAACACCAAUGGCAAAGCAAAGAAGGUUACCGGGGUUACCACCAGCAUGACAGUGACACAAGCCAUUCCAAUGGCAACUCAGCCUGUCACUUUGCCAAUGAAGCCGGUGACAACAGUAGAGCAGUCGUCAACAUCAAAGAAGGUGACAUGGCAGUUUAAACCAGCCCAGAGGUCAGUCUGUACAGGAAGCAGAAAGGAGAAAGAGAAGGAAGUGACAUCAUCAUCAUUGGUAAGGUUCAUGGAACUGGGAGGAGGCGAGACCCAUAGACCCUCCCCUUCAUCUUCAUCGUCUUCAUCAUCAUCACCGUCGUCAUCCUCUUCUGGUUGAUUUGUGAAGGAAAUGGUUUUUGUUUGAACAUUUAGAAGGAGCUUUCAUUGCCUGAGGCUGAAUUGGUUGCAGAAAGGUAGAAAAGAUCUUGUUCUGUAGAAACUGAUGGCUGGAACAACUUUUUUCCCUGUCAGUUUUGAAUUUUGCAUCUAGCUGCUGCCAUUGCCUUCUCAUGACCUUAUAAAGGCUGCAAAAAAGACCAGUUAAUUGUUGCAUUUUCUUAGAUUAGCCUACACAGUAUCGUAUAUAAUCAGUUUAAGUUUGAGACAGUGUGAGACUCAGGCUAAACAGAAACCUUCAGGUUGAGACUGUGGAAAUACGGCCACUGACAGAACACUUAGGUAAGAUAUGCACGGUGUCACUCCUAAUGGGUUUUAUCAGCAGUCAAAUUUUGAAACAGGGUUGAUUUAUUAGUUACACAGUCACAUUUUUCUCUAUCUAAAUAAUAAAUAUUAAUAGUUUUGUGGGGUUUUUUUUCUAUUGAAUGUACUGUACAGGAUAUACACAACAACAAGGAAAAUCCACCCUAAAACAGAAUUCACAGUAAUUUGGCUUGGUCACCUGUAUUGGUCACCUGUAUUUACACAUUAUUACAAUGUUGAAAUUCAGUUACAGUAACACAUAAAAAUAAUUACAGUGGGAGAAAAAUAUUGUGUUAUUGGUUUAUAAAGAUCUAACGAUGUUAAUGUGUCUCAAAUUACACUUUGUUCCCCAUUUAAUGCAUCACUUUAACACCUGCUCUUACUACUUAUAUGUAUUUUAAAAACUGACUUUUAAAAACCGAAUGAGGUUGAACUUUACAGUGUACAAUGUAUUUUAUAAUCACAUCCAACUUUACAGUGUAUUUAAGUGUGUCAAUAAUAUAUUUUAAUGAACAUUGAGAUAAUUAUAGAGUGAAAUAUAUGUGAUGAAUGUGCAAACAUGAACAAAUAAUGGAAGGAUUUAGUAAUAGCAUUUAAUUUAAAUGUUUUAUUCACCAAUUAGAUUUUAAAUUGCGAAUGUAAUAAUUGAGCAAUAUGCUUACAGAUUCAUGCUAUAUUUCAUGUUUCAUAUGUAGAAAGUGUUGCCUGAGUGACGUAUAUAAUAAUGGCUGAGUUUAAUUUUAUUCAUACAGCCAAAUAUUAAUUGUAAAUGCAGUCUUACACUCAUUUAGAGGUUCUAUUUGUAACAUUUCUAAACAUCUGAUAUGAACAUCAUUUCUUGGUAUAAUUGACAUAAACAAUAAGACCUUGGUUGAGAUGAACUCCAGUGGUAUUUUUAGUACUAGUCCUGAGACUUCACCUCCCAUGAUCCCCUACUUACAGAAGAGGAUAAACAUGUUGGAGAUGAUUUUUCCCUACUUGCCUCUCACCCCCCUCCACCAUUUGUCACUGUUUGCGCUGAAAGUAAAGCAAUCCAGAAGAUUUCCCUUCAAAUCCAGCACACAAUGUAAAAUGCAGUGUGGAGGCUGGUAGAGCUGCCAAUCAUCCGAGCAGUGGUCUUGUUGUUGAGUAAUUAUACUAAUGUCUCAAAAUGAAUGUGGUAAUCAUUUACUGAUGUUAAAAAUGAUACAUGUAGCACCUACAUAAGAGAGCACAGUGCUAUCAGAUUUGUUUUCCUACAAAUAUCCAUAGAAAUGUGACAAAGGGAAAGUGGCAGGUUAACAAAUUAUUGUCAGUUACACAAUAAUAAUUCUUGUUACAAUAUGGUGUGGUUAUGAAAGGAUGUGUGGGAAGUCAUGGCCUGACAGGCAAAUUGCUUCCGAAGCAGGUUUAGUCAUGAUAUUUUAAAUUUGCACUUGAAUUUCAAAUUGGGCAGUGAGAGGUAACUGAUUGAAUUUUGACAACUUCCAGGUCAACUAAAUGUGUCUUAGUGUGUGUUUAGUGUUGAGAGUGAAGGUGAUGGCAUUAGAAUUUGGAGGGUGAAUCUACUGUGGGGAUGCUGUUGCCAUAUUUCUUGAUUUAGAUUGAUGGGGUAAGAUGGGUGUUUUUUUUUUCUUUUUCACGCAAAAUGAAAACUGUUGCCUUGCGCAGCUUUAACUGCCAUUAUGAACACUGAAAUGCUCCGCCAGUCCUUAUUCUUGAUGAUGAUCCUCUGUGUAAACCAACAGAAUUUGGUAGAGUCCUAAAUGCACCUGUAAGGUUCAGUGAUGGAUUUAUUUCUGGUGCUUUUGAGCACAGAUUUACAAGCACAUCCACAAAAAAAUUACGUGCUCUGUUAGCAUAUCUGUAUUUUUUAAAGCUGCAGGAUUGUCAGAAUGUCUUAGGAAGUAAAUGUUAAUCAGGACUGAACUAAUGACUGACAAAGGUUUAAAAUGACCACAGGUCAGGUGUGAAGACAUUUCGGCAUGGCCGGCUAAACCUGUCAGGGGGGCCCAUGGGCACAAAUUUACUGUUGGGCCCCUUUUGACGCCCCCAUGGCAGGAGAAACCAACCAGUACUCCUGUGCUGGAAUAAUGCUACUUGGCCCCAGGUUUUUCGUGUGUGUCAGUUUGUGGUAAUUUGAUUACACAUAUUUAGUAGGAAUGUAUACCAUAUAAACACAAUAGGGUGUGUUAGCCUCCGUGAAAUCCAUUACAAUCAUGGAAUGUACAACUUGCAGUGUUAGGCAAGUUACUUGAAAACUGUAAUCAGUUACUCAUUACUCACUGAAAAAGUAAUUACGUUACUAAUUACUCAGCAUCAAAAGUAAUGCAUUACAUUACUUGUUACUUUACUAGUCUGCCCGUCAAAGGUGCCUUUAAACAACUCCAAAUCCUCCGCACUCACACAUCUUUUGUAUUUAACACGUGUAGAAAUUUAAAAGGAGGCAUUGUGAUUUAACAAGCAGGCAGGCCUACAAUUAGGAGAGAUUUACUGACCAACCAGCAACUAGCUAAAGCCUUGGUGACCACACACAGCACUCCAUACUGUAAAGUCCUGACCUCAACUGUGCAGUUCACACACCCUCCAACUCUACACAAAACUAGGUGAUUUCUGAGUGUAGCCAUACCCGUGGCUAAUGUUAGUAAGCCAGCUAAGAACACCCAACAUGUGAUAUUAUAAAGAGUAUGGUCUAGACCUGCUCUAUAGGAAAAGUGCAAUGAGAUAACUUCUGUUAUGAAUUGGCGCUGUAUAAAUAAAACUGAAUUGAAUUGAAUAAGACAACUCACUCCUCUUUUGGUACAGGCUAACCUCCUUCCCACACCUCAAGGCCCUGCACCAAGCUAGCACUUCCUGGACUAGAGAGACCAAACUGAUAUAACCCACCAUCUAACUCCUGGUAAGACAGCAAACAAGCUGAUGCCCAAAUGUCAAAGUAACAGAGUGUUACUAGGAUUCGUAACUGUAAUAUUACUGUUAAUUACUGAAUUUCAAAUUGUAAUUCCUUACACUAUUCAUUACUUUUCAUAGUACUGUAAUGUGUUUCUAAGUAAUUUGUUACUGCCCAACACCUGCCUAAAAAUGAGUUUUAACCGUGCUUUUUUGUUUGAAAUAUCAUUAAAUAUAGUUCCUGUACCUCAGAAUUCCUGCCAUUGCUAGGCAACAUCUAGUUAAAAUGGUGUGGAGUGCGUUUCACAAAGAAAUCUCACUGAUUUCACUGAGUCUUAAACAUACUCAACUUACAAGAAUAGAUAAUAGAGCUAUCGCUACGUAAUGUAGCUCUCUCUCUCCCUCACACAGGCUGCCUCUCUCUCCGCCUCCCUCUGUCUCACACACACACACACACACACACACACGUAUACAUUUGCUCUCUAUCAUUGUUGCAGUUCAAUUCAAUUCAGUGGGGCUUUAUUGGCAUGGGAAACAGACGUUUACAGUGCAAAAGCAAGUGUAUAAUAAAAACAUGUACAUAAACAGAAGAAUUGUGCUAUUAAAAAUAUAUAUAUAUAUAGAGAUAAGUAAAAUAAGUAUAAAUGUAGACUUGAAGUUGAGUGAGAACUCUAAACACUGCAACUUUUUUUAAUGUGUGCAAUUGUGUGUUCGUGUUUGUGUCUGUGUGAGUGCAUGCAUAUGCUGUGUGUGUCUAGGUCACUCACUGUCCUUCAGUUUGUGGCAAGUUGAUACAUAUUGGGCAGCGAGAUAUGCCCUGUCUCCUUCUCUCAGGAGUAUUUUUCAUUUUCAGAGGUCAUUUAGCUCUUUGAAAUUUGAGAUUACUUGUUAAAGUAAAUGUUCCUUAUUGC